Messenger RNA from Knipowitschia caucasica, 1206 nucleotides. The record is from the annotation of a GenBank genome assembly. Lineage: Eukaryota; Metazoa; Chordata; Actinopteri; Gobiiformes; Gobiidae.
AUGCCGCGCUGCAGACUAACUGUGAGCACUAUGAUCCUCCUGGUCCUCCUCCAGGGGGCUGCAGUGGUGCUUUUCUGUGGAUGGUAUGUCCAGCUCAGCCCCUGUGGCUCUGCUCCGUCUCAGGAAAAGAUCCAUGUGCUGUUGCUGUCGUCAUGGCGAUCAGGCUCAUCCUUCUUGGGACAGGUGUUCAGUCAGCACCCGUCAGUGUUCUAUCUGAUGGAGCCAGGAUGGCAUGUGUGGACCACCCUGCAGCGGCCAGGAGCCAGAGCCCUUCGCAUGGCAGUCAGAGACCUUCUCCGCAGCACGUUCCUUUGUGACUUCUCCACCAUGGAGGCCUACCUACCCCUACAGCACAACAUAUCCAACCUGUUCAUGUGGAGCCACAGUCGGGCCCUUUGCUCGCCUCCAGCCUGCCCCCUCACCCCCCGCAUCCCAUUCAGCUUCAGUAAUCAGACCGCCUGCUCCCUGCACUGCUCCACACGGGGCAUGAGUGGGGCCCAGCGCGCCUGCAGCACAUACAGCCAUGUAGUCCUGAAGGAGGUGCGCUUCUUUGAGCUGCAGUCCCUUUACCCUCUGCUGCAGGACCCUGAGCUAGACCUGCGUAUUGUGCACCUGGUGCGAGACCCACGCGCCGUCAUGCGUUCCCGAGAAGAGUCGUCGAAGUCCUUCACCAGAGACAACUCCAUGGUCCUAGAGCAGAAGAACGUGUCUGCGGCUGACAUUCAGUACCACGUCAUGCAGGAGAUCUGCCGCAGUCACAUUCGUAUCCGGGAGACAGCGCUGCAGAAGCCCCCGCCCUUUUUACAGGGUCGCUACAAGCUGGUGCGCUAUGAGGACCUAGCCCGAGCCCCGCUGGAGGAAAUCACCUCCAUUUAUGACUUUGUGGGCCUGGAAAUGUCUGGGGCUUUGGAGGAGUGGAUCUAUAAAGUCACACACGGCAAAGGAAAGGGCACCAGGAAAGAGGCCUUUGAAGUCACCUCUCGAAACGCCGUGGAUGUGUCGCAGGCCUGGCGCACCAAGCUACCACAUGCUAAAGUGCGACGUGUGCAGGAUCUGUGCCGCAGCGCCAUGUCCAUGCUGGGAUACCGGCCGGUCAACAACGACAAGGAGCAGAGGAAACUGGAUAUUGACCUGCUAGUGCCACGAGAGCCGUACCGUUUCAGCUGGUUACCUGCCGAAACUGAGCAGCCAAACGUGAAGCCUUAA